AUGUAUUCCAUGAGGAUCUUCUGCCUGGUCCUGAGCGUGACGGGCACAGUUUGGACGGCUGAGGAAGGUGCAUUUAUAACUGAAGGAGGAGCUGUGCGUGGCCCCAGAAUUGUGGAAAAACAGCAUUCUUCCUGCAGAGAGUCAGACUGGCCCUUCUGCUCUGAUGACGACUGGAACCAAAAAUGCCCUUCUGGCUGCAGGAUGAAAGGGUUGAUUAAUGAAGUCCAUCAAGAUUUUACAAACAGAAUAAAUAAGCUCAAAAAUUCAGUAUUUGAUUAUCAGAAGAACAAUAAGGACUCUAGUUCAUUGACCACAGACAUCAUAGAACUUGUGAGAGGGGAUUUUGCCAACAGUAACAACCAUGAUAAUACAUUCAGCCAAGUGUCCGAAGAUCUGAGAAGCAGACUUGAGACCCUGAAUCGCAAAGUCAUAGAACAAGUACAGCGCAUUCAACUUCUGCAGAAAAAUGUCAAGGCCCAGCUGGUAGAUAUGAAACGCCUGGAGGUGGACAUUGAUAUUAAGAUCCGAUCUUGUCAAGGCUCAUGCAGUAGGUCUGUAAAACGUACGAUAGAUCUACAGGACUAUGAAGAUCAGCAGAAACAACUUGAGCAUCUCAUUGCCAAAGACUUACUUCCCUCCAAAUACAGACGACACUUACCACGGUUGAAAAUAAGCCCGGAUGUAGAUAUGUUACCCAGAGAUUACAAGACUCAGCUGCAGAAAGCCACCCCAGAGUGGAAGACACUCAUAGAAAUGAAGCAGAUGAAAAUGGUGUUAGAGGGGUCUGAUAAAGAUGAGAAUUCCCGAGGAGACUCUGCAUCUCAAGGAGCAGGAUCAGCACCUGAAAACCCCAGGAAACCAGCACCUGGUAGUACUGGAAACCGGAGACCUGGGAGCUCAGGAACUGGGGGUGCUGGGACUCGGAACCCCGAAGGUUCUGAGACUGAAAUUUUCAGGCCAGGAAGCACAGGGCAUGGAAACACCAGGCCUAUCGACCCAGACUGGGGCACAUUUACAGAGGAUUCAGGAAGCUUAAGUCCAGGGUCAAAUAAAGAGUACCACCACACAAGUAAACUGAUCACUUCUGACAGAGGCAAAGAGCUUCUGAUUGGUAAGGAGAAGGUCACUUCUGGUGGCCUAACCUCCAGUCGUUCGUGCUCUAAAACCAUCAUUAAGACUGUUACAGGUGCUGAUGGCCACAAAGAAGUGACGAAAGAAGUGGUCAAUUCUGAUGACAGUUCUAACUGUGGAGAGAUGGGUAGCUUAGGCGAUUUCCGUUUUUCUGAUGGCCUAGAGUACUUUCGUAAGCACCCCGAGGACAUGACUUUCUUCGAAACUGAGACAGUUGGAAAAAUACCCCCAGAUGUGUUACCUAUGCUCGAAGAGUUUAACAGUAAGGGCCACUCUGUGGCCUCAUCUGACAUUUUCACAGAUGUAGGGGAAACCAGCUCUCACUACGCCAGCGGAACUCAUACCGUCAAGAAAGGCCGAGCUAGAGCUCGCACGGCCAGAGACUGUGAUGAUGUCCUCCAAACACAUCCUUCAGGGGCCCAAAGUGGCCUUUUCAAUAUCAAGCUACCAGGAUCCAGUAAGAUUUUUUCAGUUUAUUGUGAUCAAGAGACCGGUUUGGGAGGAUGGCUUUUGAUCCAGCAAAGAAUGGAUGGAUCACUGAAUUUUAACCGGACGUGGCAAGACUACAAGAGAGGUUUCGGCAGCCUGAAUGACAAGGGGGAAGGAGAAUUCUGGCUAGGCAAUGAAUACCUCCACUUGCUAACCCUGAGGGGCUCUGUCCUUCGCGUGGAGUUAGAGGACUGGGCUGGGAACCUGGCUUAUGCAGAAUAUCACUUGAGAGUAGUCUCAGAGGCAGAAGGCUAUGCCCUGCAGGUCUCCUCCUACGAGGGCACAGCAGGCGAUGCUCUGGUCCAGGGUUCCGUGGAGGAAGGCACAGAGUACACUUCUCACGCUGGCAUGCAGUUCAGCACCUUUGACAGGGAUGCAGACCAGUGGGAAGAUAACUGCGCAGAAGUCUACGGAGGAGGCUGGUGGUAUAACAACUGCCAGGCGGCCAAUCUCAAUGGCAUCUAUUAUUCUGGGGGCUUCUAUGACCCCAGGAACAACAGUCCAUAUGAGAUUGAGAAUGGAGUGGUCUGGGUCCCCUUCAGAGGAGCAGAUUAUUCCCUCAGGGCUGUCCGCAUGAAAAUCAGACCCCUGGUGUCCCAAUAA
This is a messenger RNA of Molossus molossus (Pallas's mastiff bat), 2223 nucleotides long. RefSeq names its product fibrinogen alpha chain (gene FGA). Gene Ontology annotation, biological process: negative regulation of endothelial cell apoptotic process; positive regulation of heterotypic cell-cell adhesion; platelet aggregation. The transcript has 6 exons. The coding region runs from base 1 to 2223 and encodes 740 amino acids. Gene Ontology annotation, cellular component: fibrinogen complex. NCBI's taxonomy places the organism in Eukaryota, Metazoa, Chordata, Mammalia, Chiroptera, Molossidae. The record is from RefSeq and is a predicted model, not a curated record. Gene Ontology annotation, molecular function: extracellular matrix structural constituent; signaling receptor binding.